AUGGAGCCUUUGGAGACCCGAGAAGAUGCGGAUGUUGUUAUCCCUAAAGAAGUAGUCAAAAAGGUUCAGGAUAAAUUCGAGAAUGUGUUAUAUGGUUAUUUCUUGGGUAACAGGUUGCUGUUCCCAGUUGUGGAAUAUUAUGCUAAGAAUGUCUGGAUGAAGUUUGGAUUCUCAAGACUCAUGAUGAAUGCGAGUGGUUUCUUCUUCUUCAAGUUCGAUUCUAAAGAAGGUAUGCUGAAAGUCUUGGAAGGUGGACCAUGGUUAAUUAGGAAGAUUCCUUUGUUUCUGAAUAUUUGGAUUCCGUCAGUGAGCCUCAAGAAAGAUGGGAUUAAAACAGUGCCAGUGUGGGUUAAACUGCAUAAUGUACCAAUUGCAGUAUAUACUGAUGAUGGUCUGAGUUUACUGGUGUCUAAAAUAGGGGUUCCAAAGAGACUAGAUACUUACACAACGGAUAUGUGUGCUGAAAAUUGGGGUAGAACGAGUUUUGCUCGUGCUAUGAUAGAGGUCUCGGCUGAUAAUGAGUUGAAAGAACACAUUGUUGUAGCUAUUCCUAAGUUGGAUGAAGAAGGCUACUUUACGGAAAAAGUUAAGGUUGAAUAUGAAUGGAAGCCACAAAGGUGUGCGGCUUGUUGUUUGUUUGUUCACACGGAUACUACUUGUCCUAAGUCCCCAGCAUUAAAGCUCAAGCAGGUAACAAUUGAUGAUGAGGGGUUCGUUACAGAUAAAAGGAAAGUAGCGAAGCAUGGAUUUCCUCAAAGAAAGCAAAAUCUAAAUUCGUCUAUAGACAAAAGAGUAGCCAUUCUGGGUCUGGUCCAUCCGGAACGAAACAUGUUGAAGGGGAAGGUAAUAUGGCUAAAGUUAGCAAUGGUGUCAACAAUAGUAACUUACAUUUAA
Molecule: messenger RNA, 894 nt
Organism: Helianthus annuus (common sunflower)
Lineage: Eukaryota; Viridiplantae; Streptophyta; Magnoliopsida; Asterales; Asteraceae
Exons: 1
Coding region: 1-894 (297 amino acids)
Source: RefSeq, a predicted model, not a curated record